Molecule: messenger RNA, 1104 nt
Organism: Mus musculus (house mouse)
Lineage: Eukaryota; Metazoa; Chordata; Mammalia; Rodentia; Muridae
Gene: C1qb
Product: complement component 1, q subcomponent, beta polypeptide
Exons: 3
Coding region: 180-941 (253 amino acids)
Biological process (GO): signal transduction
Cellular component (GO): extracellular region; cell surface
Source: RefSeq, marked validated
AGCCUGUUGGGCCUUGGGAGGGGACAGCAAGGGAAGGUUCUUCCUGCCUCUAGGGACCCAGACUUCCGCUUUCUGAGGACAGCAGCAGGCUCUGGGCUCUGGGAAUCCACUGCUGUCCGGCCUAGAAGCAUCACAGAACACCAGGAUUCCAUACACAGGAAGCCCCUGAGGCUGAGCUGAUGAAGACACAGUGGGGUGAGGUCUGGACACACCUGUUACUGCUGCUUCUAGGUUUUCUCCAUGUGUCCUGGGCCCAAAGCAGCUGCACCGGGCCCCCUGGCAUCCCUGGCAUCCCUGGGGUCCCUGGGGUUCCUGGCUCUGAUGGCCAACCAGGCACUCCAGGGAUAAAGGGGGAGAAAGGGCUCCCUGGACUGGCUGGAGACCUUGGUGAGUUUGGAGAGAAAGGGGACCCAGGGAUCCCUGGGACUCCAGGCAAAGUUGGCCCUAAGGGUCCCGUCGGCCCUAAGGGUACUCCAGGCCCCUCUGGACCCCGCGGUCCCAAAGGCGAUUCUGGGGACUACGGGGCUACACAGAAAGUCGCCUUCUCUGCCCUGAGGACCAUCAACAGCCCCUUGCGACCGAACCAGGUCAUUCGCUUCGAAAAGGUGAUCACCAACGCGAACGAGAACUAUGAGCCACGCAACGGCAAGUUCACCUGCAAGGUGCCUGGCCUCUACUACUUCACCUAUCAUGCCAGCUCCCGGGGCAACCUGUGUGUGAAUCUCGUUCGUGGCCGCGAUCGGGACAGCAUGCAGAAAGUAGUCACCUUCUGUGACUAUGCCCAGAACACCUUCCAGGUGACCACAGGUGGGGUAGUCUUGAAGCUAGAGCAAGAGGAGGUUGUUCACCUGCAGGCCACAGACAAGAACUCCCUCCUGGGCAUUGAGGGUGCCAACAGCAUCUUCACUGGCUUUCUGCUUUUCCCUGACAUGGAUGCGUAAUCACGGGGUCAAAUUACACCUAUCCAACACCAUCUUCCUGCCUCCCUGCCAGCAAUCCUCCCUGGACCCCUGACAUCACCCCCUUGACUGCCUGAAACCCAGACCAGAGCCCUGUAGAUGUUACAGAACGAAUGGGUCAAUAAACUCUUCAAGGCCAAAAGAC